This is a messenger RNA of Saccostrea echinata, 1197 nucleotides long. RefSeq names its product zinc metalloproteinase dpy-31-like. The transcript has 7 exons. Lineage: Eukaryota; Metazoa; Mollusca; Bivalvia; Ostreida; Ostreidae. Gene Ontology annotation, molecular function: metalloendopeptidase activity. The record is from RefSeq and is a predicted model, not a curated record. Gene Ontology annotation, biological process: proteolysis. The coding region runs from base 103 to 876 and encodes 257 amino acids.
UCAAAUAUUGGAAGAAAAAGUUCUGGCAUUAAUGAAAUAAACCUCGGAAAUGGUUGUAAACGUUUAGGAACAAUCCUCCAUGAAAUCGGGCAUGCCCUCGGUAUGUGGCACGAGCAAAGUAGACCAGAUAGAAACAGUUAUGUCACCAUACUAAAAAAUAACAUUGUGAGCGGAAAAGAACGCAAGUUUUUGGUCAGAUCUGGCGUUACCUAUGGAACAAAAUACGAUUACGGAUCAAUCAUGCAUUACUCUGAGAGGGCUUUUGCAAAAAAUGGACAGAAAACAAUCAUUGCCAAGCAAAAAGAUUACGAAAAGACAAUGGGACAAAAAACUGGUUUGUCAUUUAAUGACAUAAAGGCUAUUAACUACCACUAUUGUCAGAAGAGAUGUUCUGGAGGAUUAACAUGGUCAAAGUGCAGGAAUGGCGGGUACAGGAAUCCCAGAAGUUGUAAACGCUGUAAGUGUCCUGAGGAGUGGACUGGAACAUAUUGUCAGUCUCCAGAGAACGCUGCGACUUCUGGAUGUGGAAACAAGUAUAGAUAUGCCGUCUCAUGCUACAGAUACUUAAACUCACCUGGAUACUUCGUUCCAAGGAAUUACACAACCAAUGCGGAAUGUACCUGGAAAAUUACGGCACCUCCAGGAAAACGAGUCCGAUUGGAAUUUAUUGAGACCUUUAGGAUUACAUGCGACAGAAGAUGUUUGGACUAUGUAGAGGUUCGUUACAACAGUUUCUCUACAACGGGACCAAGGUUCUGUUGCAACUCAAGACCCAAACGAGUAUUCACAUCCAGAAGUCGAGAAAUGUUGGUCCUAUUUAGGACAAACUCCAAUUCCGUAGCAAGGGGCUUCAGGGCAAGAUUCAAAUAUGUCUAAGCUAGAUUUAAAGGCAUGCUUCCUCUUGAUUGAAUAUUAUUAAUAAGUACAAACAUGUGCCCCUAAUCAAGUAGUGUUUUUUAAAUCAUUUAGUGCUAUAGAUUUCUGAUAAAAAAUCUCUUGAGAAAUAUUUACGGAGAACUGACUCUAGUGUCAUCACCGAUUAUGCCUGUUAAUAUGAUCCUUGUUUCUCCGAAAAGAAAAACAUUGACACAUAAAAGAUAUUUGCAAAUCAUCAGGUGUGCUUGUAGAGCAAUGUUGUGCUCGGAAUUAUGUCAAUGUUUAACAACAAUGACAAAUUUAUAAUCUCUCUCUCUCUCU